AUGGCAUUUUCUGUUGCCUCUGCCUCCUAUCCCAGUCCUCGUCAGGACUUCUGUGUAGCUGUUAACGAUACAAACGCCGCUGUGUUUGUGAAUGGGAAAUUCUGCAAAGAUCCAAAGCUUGCGACUCCAAAUGAUUUCUCCUUUUCAGGGCUUGGUGUUCCAGGAAAUACAUCAAACAAACUUGGGUCCAUGGUCACACCAGCAAACGUGGCACAGAUACCUGGACUCAACACCCUUGGCGUUUCCCUGGCUCAGGUUGAUUAUGCGCCAUAUGGGACACUUUAUGUGGGCUUUUUCACCUCUAAUCCUGAGAACCGCCUCAUCUCCAGGGUCCUUUACAAGGGAGACGUUUUCGUCUUCCCACAAGUUCUCAUUCACUUCCAGCUCAAUGUGGGAACAACAAACGCAGUGGCCAUUGCUUCAUUGAGUAGCCAGAACCCAGGCGUGAUCACUAUUGCAAAUGCAGUGUUUGGAUCAAAGCCAGCAAUAUCAGCUGAUGUUCUGACAAAGGCCUUCCAACUGGACAAGAAUGUGGUUGCCUAUCUUCAAUCUCGAUUCUGGACUAACAACCACACCUACUAG
Messenger RNA from Vitis vinifera (wine grape), 582 nucleotides. RefSeq names its product putative germin-like protein 2-1. Bases 1 to 582 code for a protein of 193 amino acids. The transcript is spliced from 3 exons. Gene Ontology annotation, cellular component: cell wall. The record is from RefSeq and is a predicted model, not a curated record. Lineage: Eukaryota; Viridiplantae; Streptophyta; Magnoliopsida; Vitales; Vitaceae. Gene Ontology annotation, molecular function: manganese ion binding.